AAUAAUGUAACGUUCACUUUUUAACAUGCACAAAUAAUUUAAAUGCAUUGCAAAGCAAAAAAGGAAAUAUUGCAUUCUCCGGUAAUCGAACCCGAGCCGUCCUCAUUGUGCGAUGAGCAAUAAUAUUACUCAAAAUAUUUUUGAUUUCUUAAUAUACAGGCACAUGUACCUUUCAUUUGAUACCAUCACGACCACAUGUACAUACUCACAAACUGCUGGUUCGCAAGAGCUCGAACUUUUUCGCGCAAAAACUUUACAAAAAUACAUGAAUUCCUACAGAGCUCCUUCAGUCACGCACGCGUGAGCCGUACUACCGAUCAUCCCGCGUUCUUUUUAAAUAAACAUAGAAUGCUAAAACUUUUAAUUUAAUAUAUGGGAUGUAUGCGAUCUACGCAAACACUGCUUACAAAUUUCUAUUACGUAUGAUACAAUAGAUUACACCGCAUUGUAAUAAUAUACUAACAUUUACAUCAGGAAAUCUCAUACAAACGAUUGUGGGACAUAAUGUACUUAUGUACGCAAAGGUUACUUGUUUGACUAGCAUUAAAAUCUCCGUUAAUAUUAGCGCUCUAUAGUAAAGCGAUUAAUAAAAUGAAUUUAAAUUUCUUUACCAAAAAAAAAAGCUACAAAAGGGAAGUUUGCAUAAUGUUCUCUAAACCAUCCGUCCUUUCUUAUUCUACUCAAGCAACAAUAGUAACAACUGUAUAACAACCUGCCCACCGCUUCUUUGGCGACCUGACGUAACUAGUUUACCUGUCCUUCAGUGCCUCAUUCUUAAAUUUACUUUGCCUUAUACGUCGCGCGGCCUACAUCAAGAAUUUUUUCCUAAUGGCUAUACUUCGAUACGACAUAAUAAUAACAAUUUGUAUGUGUUAGCUGUAUGUGUCAGUCGUGUGAGUUAUGCUUCGGUCAUUCCGAUGACCAUAGCCAGUAUUUCAACAAGUGAGAGUGUUAUUUUAAUGGGCGGUGUACAACUUUCUUGUGGAAAUCAGAUGGAAAGUUAUGGUACAGGUGCACCGUUAAAGAACAAUAUUUUCAUUUUAGUUACAUCGCUAUAAUUAUAAAAGUAAAAAUGGGUAUAGCUAAGAGAGUUUCAAAAAAUCACUACGUGGCUCCUAGAUUGACGGAUUCCCCGACACCCGUUCACGUAUCAAGAAAAAUGGUGUAUUCAGACGAAGAAGAAAGUCAUUUAAGCGCACAUAGGGCUCCAUCAGAGAGAACGAUGUCGGAAUAUACUUCUACGCCACUAGCGACUGCUAAUGGAAGCCAUCACCCUCCAAGGGCCCAUUCUGCCUUAAGCAAAGGGAGUGGUUAUGGUGAUGGUGGAUCAGAUAUUUAUGUUACCAGUGGUGCUUACAAAUCACCAUCAGAAUUUAGUCGAACAUCAAGGUCUCAUAGAGCCCCAAGUCAUUACUCAUAUAGAAGUGAUAAGGCACCGUCAGUCACAAGCACUGUAAAGACACGCAACUCUAGAAAAGCCGGGGUUACAGUAGAAGCAAUGGCUGCACCAAACCCAUUUUGUCCUAAUAUAAAGGGGAUGUGCUGUUUAAUGCUGCUACUUAAUUUAGGAAUUAUCCUUGUAACGUUGGGAUUUGUGAUAGUCAUUCAAUUUAUAGAACCAUUGUUUGUAUGGAUUCUGGGUAUAGUGUUUUUAAUAUUCGGCUUUCUGACGCUAAUAGGUAGUUUAAUAUACUGUGUGAUGGUAUUCAGAGAUGCUAAAUCACCUAAAGAUGUAAAUCCAGAUGAUCUUUACUGGACGCAUCACUGGCAAAAAACAAUUAAUUUGCCGGAAAUUCAUUACAAAACGGAGGAAAAAUUCGACGAUUAUAAUAGUGAUCGAUAUUCUCUAGGUAAAAUGUCCGGUAAAUAUUCAGAUAGGAAUGCAAGGUAUUAAAUACGCAUUGUUAUUGUAUUCAUAAAUAAACAGUUAACAAUUCUAAAUGUAGACUUCAAGACUACAUAAGUAGAUUUUCAAAAUAUAUUCAAAAUGAAAGCAUUUCAAUUCUAAAAAGAAUGAAUUUGUGUACAUAUGUAAAAUAAUACUGUAACAUUAAGAGAUAUCUUUGUUUGUUUAUUGCAGGCUAUUAUUAACGAUUAUUAUUUUCUUAAAACAUAAAAACCCCUUUCGCUUUUGCAACAUAUUGUAUAUUAAUUUUGCAUUUAUAAGGUAAUUAUAGUUACUAAAAACAUUAUACUGUUAAUUAGUUUUUAAGUUAACUUAUUUUUUGUUUACGUAAAAAAACGCCAAAACUGUUAUGAAUUUAAUUUUCAUAUAAGUUUUGAGAGUAUGUUAACAAAGUAAUUAUUUUUAUAUUCAAUGGAACUAUUUUUUGCGAUACUUUAUGAAUAAAUGGUUAAAUUGCGCAACAAAUGUUUUUUUUUUUUAAAUCAAACAUUUCCUAAAUAGAAAGCAAACAGAAGACGAACAUUGUGGAACUUCUCCAAAUGUUCUUUUACUUUUUAGUCAAUAU
This is a messenger RNA of Agrilus planipennis (emerald ash borer), 2471 nucleotides long. RefSeq lists its product as uncharacterized. The record is from RefSeq and is a predicted model, not a curated record. The transcript has 5 exons. Bases 1073 to 1894 code for a protein of 273 amino acids. NCBI's taxonomy places the organism in Eukaryota, Metazoa, Arthropoda, Insecta, Coleoptera, Buprestidae.